UUCACGCUUUGGUUGGUCACGUAUGCUGCUGAAACAUCAGAGAAUAACAGUUGGCACUGAAUAUUUGGCUUAAUAAUUACUUAUAUGUGCAUUUCUGCUCGAUUCCAGUGUCAAGCUGAGCCAAAUAUUAUUUGCCAUUCAUGAUGAAGACACUAUCGCCAAUUUGCUUCCAAACUCAAAGCCUGGUGGCUUUAGUUCUCAUCCUGGGCUUGGUGCAAAAAUCCAUGGCUUAUUUUAUCACAGUGGAUGCUCACGCGGAGGAGUGUUUUUUCGACAAGGUCAAGAUGGGCACGAAAAUGGGUUUGAUGUUUGAGGUGGCGGAGGGCGGAUUCCUGGAUAUUGAUGUCCGGAUCGAGGGUCCUGAUGGCAAGGUGGUCCACCAAGGAGAGCGCGAGUCCAAUGGGAAGUACACGUUUGCCGCUCAUAUGGACGGUGUGUACAAGUAUUGCUUCUCCAAUCAAAUGAGCACCAUGACCCCCAAGAUUGUCAUGUUCAGUAUGGAUGUGGGCGAGAGUCCGAGCGAUAACACCAAUGCGGAUGGAGAUGAGCCUAGUCAUAACAAGUUGGAAGACAUGAUCAAGGAAUUGAGCACAGCUCUCACUGGUGUGAAACAUGAACAGGAAUACAUGUCGGUGCGUGAUCGCAUUCAUCGGGCCAUCAACGAGAACACGAAUUCGCGCGUGGUCAUGUGGUCCUUCUUUGAGGCUUUGGUCCUCGUCGCAAUGACUCUGGGACAAGUAUAUUACUUGAAGCGAUUCUUCGAAGUUCGUCGUGUGGUGUGAAGGGGCGCAUAACCCGAAAUCCCUCCCUUACUUCAUCUCCUUGACGCACAUUCUUCGAAAAACUGUGAUUCAUCGUUUCCCUUCGCUUUGGCUCUCAUUGGCCUUUCAUUGUUGACAGAGGGUCUUGAGAGCGGCACAAGCAAAUAACAACUUCUUGGAUGGUUCCGUCAUCUGUCCACGGGGCCUUCAAGUCGAUGAAGAUGGCCCAGGUUUCAUUCAUUUCAUUUCCACCUCGAAACGCUUCAUUUGUUUCAUUGCUUUUGUUAAUAAUAAUAAUAAAAAUGGACAGAAACGGUA
Tigriopus californicus is the source of this 1079-nucleotide messenger RNA. It is a transcript of the gene CHOp24, whose product is annotated as transmembrane emp24 domain-containing protein 2-like. The transcript has 3 exons. The record is from RefSeq and is a predicted model, not a curated record. The coding region runs from base 141 to 782 and encodes 213 amino acids. Gene Ontology annotation, biological process: endoplasmic reticulum to Golgi vesicle-mediated transport; intracellular protein transport; Golgi organization. Gene Ontology annotation, cellular component: endoplasmic reticulum; Golgi apparatus; endoplasmic reticulum-Golgi intermediate compartment. Lineage: Eukaryota; Metazoa; Arthropoda; Copepoda; Harpacticoida; Harpacticidae.